CCGCCCCUCGCGGCAGCUCCCUCCCUCGCUCGCUGCUUAUUUAACCUGGCGAGGUCGGCGGAGGCGCUCUCACUUCCCUGCAGCUGCCCGCUAGCCCGUGGCUGUGAUCAGUUCGCGUCCUCCAACUCCAUGGCGCUUCUUGAGCGGCUGCUGCCCCUCAUCCUGGCGCUGGCCCUGGGCCCUGCCGCGACCCUGGAGGGACCCGCCAAGUCGCCCUACCAGUUGGUGCUGCAGCACAGCCGUCUCCGGGGCCGGCAGCACGGCCCCAACGUGUGCGCCGUGCAGAAACUCAUUGGCACCAACAAGAAGUACUUCACCAACUGCAAACAGUGGUACCAACGGAAAAUUUGUGGCAAAUCAACAGUCAUCAGUUAUGAGUGCUGUCCUGGAUAUGAAAAGGUCCCAGGAGAGAAGGGCUGUCCAGCAGCCCUCCCACUCUCAAACCUUUAUGAGACCCUGGGAGUCGUUGGGUCUACCACCACUCAGCUGUACACAGAGCGCACCGAGAAGCUGAGGCCUGAGAUGGAGGGACCCGGCAGCUUCACCAUCUUUGCCCCCAGCAAUGAGGCCUGGGCUUCCUUGUCAGCUGAGGUGUUGGAUUCCCUGGUGAGCAAUGUUAACAUCGAGCUGCUCAAUGCCCUUCGCUACCACAUGGUGGACAGAAGAGUCCUGACUGAUGAGCUGAAGCACGGCAUGUCCCUUACCUCCAUGUACCAGAACUCCGACAUCCAAAUCCACCACUAUCCCAAUGGGAUUGUGACUGUCAACUGUGCUCGCCUUCUGAAAGCUGACCACCAUGCCACCAAUGGCGUGGUUCACCUCAUUGACAAGGUCAUCUCCACCAUCAGCAACAAUAUCCAGCAGAUUAUCGAGAUCGAGGACACCUUUGAGACCCUUCGGGCUGCUGUGGCUGCAUCAGGACUCAACACCCUGCUGGAAAGUGAAGGCCAGUACACACUCUUGGCCCCCACCAAUGAGGCCUUUGAGAAGAUCCCUGCUGAGACCUUGAACCGGAUCUUAGGUGACCCUGAGGCCCUGACAGACCUGCUCAACAACCACAUCCUGAAGUCUGCCAUGUGUGCAGAAGCCAUUGUGGCUGGGAUGUCCAUGGAGACACUGGAGGGCACCACACUCGAGAUGGGCUGUAGUGGAGACAUGCUCACCAUCAAUGGGAAGGCCAUCAUCUCCAACAAAGACACUCUGGCCACCAAUGGGGUGAUCCACUAUAUUGAUGAGCUGCUCAUCCCAGACUCAGCCAAGACACUAUUUGAAUUGGCUGCAGAGUCUGAUGUUUCCACAGCCAUUGACCUUUUUAGACAAGCCGGCCUCAGCUCUCAUCUCUCCGGAAAUGAGAAGUUGACUCUCCUGGCCCCCCUGAAUUCUGUGUUCAAAGAUGGCACCCCUCCCAUUGAUGCCACUACAAAGGACUUGCUUCUGAACCACAUGAUUAAAGACCAGCUGGCCUCCAAGUAUCUGUACCAUGGACAGACCCUGGAGACUCUGGGUGGCAAGAAACUGAGAGUUUUUGUUUAUCGUAAUAGCCUGUGCAUCGAGAACAGCUGCAUCGCCGCGCAUGACAAGAGGGGGAGGUAUGGGACCCUGUUCACCAUGGACCGUGUGCUGACCCCCCCAAUGGGGACCGUCAUGGAUGUCCUGAAGGAGGACAAUCGCUUUAGCAUGUUGGUGGCCGCCAUCCAGUCUGCAGGACUGACUGAGACCCUCAAUCGGGAAGGGGUCUACACAGUCUUUGCUCCCACCAAUGAAGCCUUCCAAGCCAUACCUCCAGGAGAGCUGAACAAACUCUUAGGAAAUGCCAAGGAACUUGCCAACAUCCUGAAAUAUCACAUUGGCGAUGAAAUCUUGGUUAGCGGAGGCAUUGGGGCUCUGGUGCGACUGAAGUCUCUCCAAGGCGAUAAGCUGGAAGUCAGCUCGAAAAACAAUAUGGUGUUUGUCAAUAAGGAGCCUGUUGCUGAAACUGACAUCAUGGCCACAAAUGGCGUGGUUUAUGCCAUCACCAGUGUCCUGCAGCCUCCAGCCAACAGACCUCAGGAAAGAGGAGAUGAACUUGCAGAUUCUGCACUAGAAAUCUUCAAACAAGCCUCAGCAUAUUCCAGGUCUGCCCAGAGAUCUGUCCGACUAGCCCCUGUCUAUCAGCGGUUAUUGGAGAGGAUGAAGCACUAG
Elephantulus edwardii (Cape elephant shrew) is the source of this 2181-nucleotide messenger RNA. RefSeq names its product transforming growth factor, beta-induced, 68kDa (gene TGFBI). Bases 130 to 2181 code for a protein of 683 amino acids. Gene Ontology annotation, cellular component: extracellular matrix. Gene Ontology annotation, biological process: cell adhesion; extracellular matrix organization. Gene Ontology annotation, molecular function: cell adhesion molecule binding. The record is from RefSeq and is a predicted model, not a curated record. NCBI's taxonomy places the organism in Eukaryota, Metazoa, Chordata, Mammalia, Macroscelidea, Macroscelididae. The transcript has 17 exons.